Messenger RNA from Acaulospora colombiana, 1054 nucleotides. Lineage: Eukaryota; Fungi; Glomeromycota; Glomeromycetes; Diversisporales; Acaulosporaceae. The record is from the annotation of a GenBank genome assembly.
AUGGAAUCUGCUCUCGACCUUAUCCUUCUAGCUGCUGCCUGGGCCCAUGUCUUCUUGGCCCCUUAUACCAAAGUUGAAGAAAGCUUCAACUUGCACGCCGCUCAUGAUGUGUUCUUCCAUGGAGUUUCCAAAUCUGCGCUGAGGAAGUACGACCAUUUUGUGUUCCCUGGAGUAGUGCCUAGGUCGUUCGUCGGCAGUGUGUUCUUAGGAGGGACAGCACGUCCAGUUGUUGCCCUUCUCUCAAAAAUUGGACUCGUCCAAACCAAAUUGGAUGUUCAAAUAAUAAGUAAGGAUACUGAUUCUCGAAAUAUAUUCCAGAGAAUAAAGGCGUCUAUAUGGCGACGAUUCGGAAGAAGAACAGCAAUAUUAUUCGCGCUACUUAGUGCAAUUCAGUUCCAUCUGCCUUUCUGGAUGGGAAGGACGCUCCCCAAUAUGCUGGCCUUGAUUCCAUUCAAUGAAGCUUUGGCGCAAAUGAUCAGUAUCGACGGUUCUUCGGAGGUCGCGGUGGUGAUGCUUACAUUUGCUGCUGUGGUUUUCCGAGCCGAAUUAGCAGUAUAUUUGGCCGUUUAUGGUUUCUUUGUUCUAUUAAAGAGCAGAGUCAAGUUCAAAAGACUAUUCUUUAUCGAGAAAAUGGAUGUGGCCGGAGCUGCAAGGCUUGAACUUCAAUGUAGUUCAGGGGAAGAGCGUGGAAUGGGGGGCACUAUCCUGGGUACUCUGGCCAUCACAUCUCUCCUGACCCAUAUAUCCUAUUCAAACUAUCCCGGAGGAGAAGCAUUAUAUCUCAUGAAUCAAAUAAAACUUGAAAAUGUCAACCUGCAUGUCGGUAAUUUGGCGGCACAAUCUGGGGCUUCUCUAUUCCUCCAGGAGCACUCUUCUCCUUUCUUAUCCCUUGAAAGGAAUCUAGUAGCUCGCCCCGGCAAUUGGACGUACGAUAAAACCGAACACCUGCUUGACCUUCACCCCUAUUCCCAUGCCAUCGUAGAAAGUCUCGAAAUGGUCCCUGACUGGAAGAUAGAAGGAAAAGUUUAUGCUUUUGAUGGAUUGUCGAGACAAG